Molecule: messenger RNA, 400 nt
Organism: Dentiscutata erythropus
Lineage: Eukaryota; Fungi; Glomeromycota; Glomeromycetes; Diversisporales; Gigasporaceae
Source: the annotation of a GenBank genome assembly
GGUUUACUCAAUGUAAUGGUACAUUUCCGAAUGAAGUUACUUCAUUUUCUUUUAGCCCGAACCCAAUAAUUGCCGGUCAAAAUGUUACAUACACUAUUUCUGUAGAGGACACAGCAACAGUCCAACACGGGGCAACAUUAAAUAUUACAAUAUAUCACCAACAACAAGUAAUGUUUAAUGUAGUUACUGAUUAUUGUAAAGAUUUGAUUGAAGCAAGUGGUUACAAAUGCCCUCUUGAGCCUGGAAACUACACAUUCGUUUUUUCUGAGUAUAUGAUGACUACUCCAAAUGACCCGAAAAACACUACAGUUGAAUUUAAUUCAAAAACUGAAAUUGCCAAUCCUGGAGAUCCUAAAACUGUCUUGACUUGCAUAGAAAGAAAAUAUUCUGUUUAUUAUCC